Molecule: messenger RNA, 990 nt
Organism: Daucus carota subsp. sativus
Lineage: Eukaryota; Viridiplantae; Streptophyta; Magnoliopsida; Apiales; Apiaceae
Product: putative caffeoyl-CoA O-methyltransferase At1g67980
Exons: 5
Coding region: 9-815 (268 amino acids)
Molecular function (GO): O-methyltransferase activity; S-adenosylmethionine-dependent methyltransferase activity
Source: RefSeq, a predicted model, not a curated record
GCCCACCAAUGGCGAUGGCAGAUGAUGAUAUAAAUAUGAGUUGCUAUAAAUAUGACUUAAGUUUAUAUAAUAUUUCAAGCUGUGGAGCGACAAUGGCAGAUGCACUAGUAUGCAACACAAUUCUCAAGAGUAAAGCUCUGCAACAGUACAUCUAUGAUGUGAGUACCAAAGGAAGAGAGCAUAAGCAACUCAAGGAAAUAAGAGAAGCCACCUGCAAAAAAUAUGACUGGGAGGCGAUGAUGGGAGUUCCUCCAGAUGAAGGGUUGUUUUUGUCCAUUCUUUUGAAACUAAUGAACGCGAAAAAGACAUUAGAAAUCGGAGUUUUCACUGGCUAUUCUCUCCUUACUACUGCCCUAGCAUUGCCUCAUGAUGGCAAGAUAACAGCAGUAGAUCCAAGUCGGGAGGCAUACGAAGUUGGGUUGCCAUUCAUUCGUGAGGCUGGCGUAGACCAUAAAAUCGACUUCAUCGAGUCAGAAGCCUUGCCUGUUUUAGAUGAGCUGCUAAAAAAUGGGGAGCAAUUUGAUUUCGUGUUUGUGGAUGCGGACAAACCAAACUACAAAAAUUACCAUGAAAAAUUGGUAAAACUUGUGAAGCUUGGAGGUGCAAUCGCGUACGAUAACACAUUAUGGCUAGGUGCUGUAGUAGAUAAAGAGGAAGACAUAAAAGCCAGAAGUCAUAUAACCAACAUGGAGGGAUUCCUUGGUUGCAGGCGCGCUAUGAUUGAUCUCAACAUCAGCCUAGCUUCGGACCCCAGGAUCGAGAUUUCGCAGAUUUCAAUUGGUGAUGGAGUCACUUUGUGCAGGCGCAUUGUCUGAUUAUCAGUUUGUUAAUUGUUUGGUGCUCGAUCGUGUGAGCAUAGCUCUUUUCCGAUUCAGUCGUGCUGUGUGUUCGUGUUAUCUUAUUCCCUAGUACUUUCAUUGUCUUGGUGAUUGUUCUGGGCUACGUGCAAAAGCAGUUAAAAUUAUCUAAUAAAUAUCUAUUGUGGGUAAA